UUGCACCCUUCGCGCACGAUGGAGAACACCAGCGCGGUGGACAACGACACGCUUUCAUCCGUCGGUUUGACGCCUUUUUUCAACUUCGCGGAAAAUGACACAAACGUCACCCAGGCUUCAGACAGCUACCCCCAGGACCUGGCCAGCGCCGGAUUAAGCGUCACCGGGGACCCCGUGUCUCUGCUGGCCAGCACUUUCAGGACUACCGCCGCCGGUAACUUCCUGGCGGUGACCCCCUCGACUCCCGUCGCUGCCGCCGCGCAACUCGCGGUCGCCUUCUGGGACUCCCCGCUCAGCCACGGGAUCAACGUGUUCGUGGGCGUCGUCCUGUGCUUCACCAUGCUGGGUCUGGGCUGCACAGUGGAGCUCAGCCAGCUGGGCGAGCACAUCCGGAGACCCAUCGGGGUCCUGCUGGCGCUGGUGUGCCAGUUCGUCAUCAUGCCGCUCGUUGCGUUCCUCCUGGCGCUCAUGUUCUCGCUGAACGACGUGGCCGCGAUCGCCGUGCUGCUGUGCGGCUGCUGUCCAGGCGGAAACCUCUCCAACAUUAUGUCCCUCCUCGUGAACGGGGAGAUGAACCUCAGCAUCAUCAUGACCAUCUCGUCCACGGUCCUGGCGCUCGUGCUGAUGCCGCUGUGCCUGUGGAUUUACAGUCGCGCGUGGAUAAACACGCCGGUGGUGGACCUCAUGCCCUUCGGCGCGAUCAUCCUCACCCUCUGCAGCACUCUGAUCCCUAUCGGCGCAGGGGUCUACCUGAGGUACCGCUACAACCGGACGGCGGACAUCAUCUUAAAGGUGUCGCUGUGGUCGCUACUGGUCACCCUGGUGAUGCUGUUCAUCAUGACGGGCGCCAUGCUGGGGCCGGAGCUGCUGGCCGCCAUCCCGCCGUCUGUGUACGCCGUGGCGGUGCUCAUGCCGCUGGCGGGCUACGCCGCCGGCUACGGCCUGGCCGUGCUCUUCCGCCUGCCGCCCAACAGCCGGCGCUCCGUCUCGCUGGAGACAGGCUGCCAGAACGUGCAGCUGUGCACCGCCAUCCUGAAGCUGGCCUUCCCGCCGCAGCUGAUCGGUGGGCUGUACAUGUUCCCGCUGCUCUACGCGCUCUUCCAGGCCGCCGAGGCCGGCAUCUUUAUCCUGGCGUACCGGCUGUACCGGCAGGAGGUGCUGCACAAGCAGGAGCUGACGCGGGACGACGACGACGACGACACCGACAUCACUUACAAGACGCUGCGGGAGGAGGAGACGGGUUUCGACGCUGCCUACGGCUCGGUGACAGCGAGAGACCCCAACGCCAUCGCGCUGGAGAACCGACCGCACCCUGCUCAAGUGUAG
Messenger RNA from Megalops cyprinoides (Indo-Pacific tarpon), 1326 nucleotides. RefSeq names its product solute carrier family 10 member 4 (gene slc10a4). The coding region runs from base 19 to 1326 and encodes 435 amino acids. Gene Ontology annotation, cellular component: membrane. The record is from RefSeq and is a predicted model, not a curated record. Gene Ontology annotation, biological process: bile acid and bile salt transport. The transcript is spliced from 3 exons. Gene Ontology annotation, molecular function: bile acid:sodium symporter activity. Lineage: Eukaryota; Metazoa; Chordata; Actinopteri; Elopiformes; Megalopidae.